AUGGUAAUAUUGUUAAAUAAACAAACCACAAACAAGCACCCCAAGCCGGUUGGUCACCCUUCAGCAAAUGAAACACCUGAAAAAAAAGAGAAACCUAACAAUAUACACAUAGCCACCCUAAAUACACUAUCAUUGAGGACUGCAGAAAAACUUCUCGAAUUAGAGAUAGCUUUGGGUAAUAUUAAAUGGGAUAUUCUUGGCAUGCGCGAAGUAAGACGAAAAGAGAAUUGCAUCGAAGAGUAUGACAACUAUAUUCUGUACUAUAUCGGUGAAACCAAGGGCCAUUAUGGAUUGGGAUUUAUGGUGAAAAAAUAUCUAAAAAAACAAAUCAUAGAGUUCAAAGGCAUAUCCGAAAGAAUAGCUUUACUAAAUAUACAGCUACAAGGCUAUAAAAACACAUGGGCUAUAGUACAGAUAUACGCGCCAACCGAAGCAGUGGACGAAACAAUAAAAGAUAAGUUCUACAACCAACUUACAACUACACUAGGAACUGCCCAUAAAAACGUCAUCGUCAUGGGAGACUUCAAUGAGAAAAUAGGUAAACAAAAGCAUGGCGAAGAGACAGUAAUAGGAAAUCAUGGCAUAGGAACAAGAAGCAAAAACGGCAAGAGAAUUGUAAAUUUGGCUCUAGAGAAUAACAUAACCAUACUAAAUAGCGCUUUCAAUAAAAGAAACACCAGGAAAUGGACUUGGAUAUCGCCAGAUGGAACUUAUCGCAAUGAAAUCGACUUUAUUAGUAAUCAACCUAAGUUUUUUCAAGAUGUUCGCUUAAUAAAUAAUUUCAAUUUCAAUAGCAACCAUCGUAUGGUCAGAGCUGUACUAUUUCACAAACAACAAAAGAAACAACGAAAACACUUUCACCAGAGUGAAAAUACCUGCACGACUGAUACACGGUCUCAAUACAACUUAACAACCGGAGAAAUAGACAAAACACAAGAAAUUUAUAACAUAGAAACAAAUGAUAUUUAUAGAAAGAAUAAAACAACAAAAAACAAACAUACACUGAGCUCGAAAACAAAAGAUCACAUUCAAAAACGGAAAGAAUUGCUUAAAAAUGGAAGAAAUAAAACAACAUUACGUGAAAUUACCGAACUAAGUAAGGAGAUAAGUCGCAACAUAAGACAGGGUAAAUCGAAUGAAAGAAUAAAAUGUAUCCAAAAACACAUCAUUAAAACAGGAGGCAUUAGUAAAGCACUCAAAGAAUUAAAAGAAACAACGCUAUGGGAAAGCAAAAACAGCAAGGACGAAACAAGAAGACAGCCAAUUCUAAAGAUAGCGACAGACUUUUAUCGGAAAUUAUAUUUUACCGAAAACACCUUAAAAUUCAACAUAAACCUUGAAGACAAAACAGAAAAUAUUCCUUCGAUUCUUGAAAGGGAGGUUCAGCAUGCGAUAGAAACACAGAAAAAAUGA
This is a messenger RNA of Melitaea cinxia (Glanville fritillary), 1413 nucleotides long. RefSeq lists its product as uncharacterized. Gene Ontology annotation, molecular function: catalytic activity. The transcript has a single exon. The coding region runs from base 1 to 1413 and encodes 470 amino acids. NCBI's taxonomy places the organism in Eukaryota, Metazoa, Arthropoda, Insecta, Lepidoptera, Nymphalidae. The record is from RefSeq and is a predicted model, not a curated record.